Molecule: messenger RNA, 2429 nt
Organism: Ostrea edulis (European flat oyster)
Lineage: Eukaryota; Metazoa; Mollusca; Bivalvia; Ostreida; Ostreidae
Product: organic cation transporter protein-like
Exons: 10
Coding region: 50-1708 (552 amino acids)
Biological process (GO): transmembrane transport
Cellular component (GO): membrane
Molecular function (GO): transmembrane transporter activity
Source: RefSeq, a predicted model, not a curated record
GGUGACAAUAAUUAAGUCAAUCAGCUCCAGAAAAUUCCAUAUAGAAACGAUGAAGUUCGAUGAUAUCUUCAAAGAGAUAGGCGAAUUUGGUCCAUACCAAAGACGAAAUUACGGUCUACUAAUUGUAGGAUGGAUGCUAACGGGACCCACUAUGGUGUUGUCUGUCUUUGUGUUAGGUUUGCCGAAUCACAGAUGCCAGAUUCCCGGUCUUACUAACGAUACUUAUGCAAUUCAAGGACCACAACAUGCGGAUCUAAUUAACAAGUACAUCCCCUUAGAUAAGGACGGCGAGUAUGAUCAGUGUAGUAUUUACGAAAUCAACCAAUCACCGAUGGAAUUUGACAACAGUAGUCAACCAAUCAACGCAUCUACGAUAAAGUGCUCAUCUUGGGUCUACAGCAAGGAUAUUUUCCACGAUACAUUUGUUACGAAGGAAAAUUUGGUGUGUGAUGACAAAUAUAAAAUUUCGCUAGCUAAAACGAUUUUCUUCGCCGGAGUUUUGACGGGUUCCUUCAUGUUUGGUAUGAUAUCGGACGUUUUUGGCCGUCGGAAGACGCUUUUGAUUGGAAUCCUGGCAGAGCUUGUGACAUCUCUUGCAUUGGCUUUCUCCUAUAAUUUCGUUAUGUUUGUACUGAUCCGCUUUUGUACUGGAGCAGCGUGCGUCGGGUUGUUUAUGACGACCUAUGUUUUAGGAAUGGAAUGGGUCGGCCCUUCCGCGAGGAAAUACGCAUCCUUGAUCUUUGGUUUCUUUGGACCACUCGGAGGGCUAUACUUUAUCUGUGUCUCUUAUGUUGUCAGGGAUUGGUUUUGGAUCAUCAUUGCUAUGGCUCUCCCGUUUGCAAUCAACAUUAUCCUGUGGUGCUUCAUUCCUGAAUCGCCACGCUGGUUAUUUAGUACCGGAAGAACAAAGGAGGCCGUUCGUUUGAUUGAAAAAGCUGCCAAAUACAAUAAAAGAGAAAUCUCUUCAAAGAUAUUGGAGGAGGUGACCAUUGAGAAGAAAGAAACUGGCAAGAUAUGGUUGCUAUUCUCCCACCGUCGUCUUGGAAUAAGAACCAUCAUCAUAUUUUAUAAUUGGAUGGUGGCGAGCAUGGUUGUCUAUGGACUUUCCCUGAACACUGGGAUCCUGUAUGGAGAUUAUUACAUUAACUUCCUCCUGGUUGUGCUGGUAGAGUUUCCUGGAAACGUUCUACCCCUAUUGUCAGUUGAUAGAAUUGGCAGAAAAAAGAGCCAUUUUAUAUAUAUGGCUGCAGGUGGUACAGCUUGCCUGAGCACUAUUUUCACGGUCAAUUUUGGAGGAAAAGAUCUGCAGCCACUCACGACAGCUUUAGCGAUGGUUGGGAAAAUGUUCGCUACAGCAGCAUUCGCUACAAUCUACAUCCUGUCCGCCGAACUUUUCCCCACAUCCAUAAGGAACGCUGGUAUGGGAUCCAGUUCGUGCUGGGCCCGUGUGGGCGGAAUGAUUUCACCGUUUAUUGCAGACACGGCUGAUUUAGUUGGUAAAACCUCCGGAACUGCUAUACCGCUGGUGAUAUUCGGAGGGGCGUGUCUCAUUGCUGCGGGCCUCACUUUGAUUCUACCGGAAACUCUACAUAAAAUGCUGCCCGAAACCAUUGAAGACGGCAAAAACUACACAACGAAAGAAUACGAAGAAAGAUCGAAGCAAUGCAUGAGUGGAUUUGAGCAGGAGACAGAAUCGACGCAGUUUUAGAAAUCAGUGUAGGGGCCUGUCUAAACUUUUGUGGAAUUAAUUUCACUAUAUAUCGAUGAUAGAGAUAAAAGAGACCGAUGUGAUGGCUUGAAAGUAUAAAACUAGGACACUUGUAUAUCAAAAACUUUUAUUAUGAUAGGGUUACACCAAUAAUCAUUGCUUCCGCUGUAUAUCGUAGGUGGAAUAUAAUAAAUCAUAACGUUAAAUGUUGAACUCUUGAAUAAACAAAACUAAAAGUGAAGAAAUAUUAUCCAUUGCAAUCUGUGCUUUAUAUAAGAUAUUUCAAAUGCAGUGUAUAUCUUGUAUGACCCUCCUAGAUUUAUAUGAAAUGGUCACACGUUAUCCUAACGAAAAGUGAAGAUAACGAAUCAGUCUUAUAAGGAAUACAAAAAGAAAAGCUGUUUAUUUGAGGAUACAAACUUGCAUUCCAUUAUAAAACUGUUUUAUUUGCUUGUUAAUACAUAGGUCAGAUAUAAAAAAAAUUUAAAAAAUUAAAUAAAAAAUCAGUUUUUUUUAAAAUUCCCGUAAUACUUCAUAACGUAAUAUUAUGACGUCACAAUGAUCUUUGUUAAACGUACAUAGAAUUUGGCGCUUUUGACGCCAUAAUUAAAUUCUUGAUAACAUGUGUAGCUAAGCAAUAUUGCCAUAUCCGUUGAAGAUUGAAAAUAAAACCGGUUGAGUUAUUUUCGGUGUCCUGAUUUUUCUUUAUUAUACUAUUGCU